Molecule: messenger RNA, 4098 nt
Organism: Penicillium cataractarum
Lineage: Eukaryota; Fungi; Ascomycota; Eurotiomycetes; Eurotiales; Aspergillaceae
Exons: 4
Coding region: 1-4098 (1365 amino acids)
Biological process (GO): protein phosphorylation
Molecular function (GO): ATP binding; protein binding; protein kinase activity
Source: RefSeq, a predicted model, not a curated record
AUGAACAGCGCUAUGGAUAUCCAGAAUCUUGCGAUAUCGUCUGACCUCGUAGUAGACACUAAGAUCAAAGUUUCUAUCCACGAAGGUUUUACGAUACGCCAUAUAUCCCAGUCAGCCAGCUACUCAGGACAAUAUGUCGCGCGACAAGAAACCAAAGAAUACUGGAAGCCAGUCAAAGACCUUGGGACAGGGGGUUUCGGAAGCGUUACGUUGCAUGAAAGAGUCACUAAGGGCAUGCCGCGGGAAUUACAGGCCAUCAAGGUAAUGGAUAAAGAACGUCUUUCGUCCGUGGGGCUGAAGUACGCCGAUGAAUUGCAAGCAAUUGCAAAAUUCUCCCAGGACAAGUAUGGUGGCUCAUUCGUUAAAUUUAUGGGCUGGUACGAGAGUGAUGAAGAUGUAUACAUCGCCAUGGAGAUCAUCACACAUCAAGUGGCUGAAGGGCUCGACUUUUUACACAAGAAUGGCUAUGUUCACCGCGAUCUCAAGCCGCAAAAUAUUUUUGUUGUCCAGGCGCAACCGGUUUGGCGGGUCAAAAUCGGCGACUUUGGAAUCAGCAGGCGCGUCACUGGAAUCGCUGAUCUUCGCUCCGUAGUGGGCACCAAUGGAUAUCUUGCACCAGAACUACAUUUUGCCAUGAAUUCCGACAAAAAUGAAACCGAGUUACCGUAUACGGAAAAGGUCGACAUGUGGGCGCUCGGUGUGACCGUCCUCUACAUGGCUUUCAAGAAGUAUCCCCUCGGUCAUGAAAAAUUAAAAGAAUAUUUAAAAGGCUCCCCGUUUCCAUUUCCAAGAUCGAGCCCAAACGAACUCAGCAAGGAGUUCUAUACCUUUGUCGAAGCUCUGAUGCACGUUGAAGCUUCUGAAAGGAUAUGCGCGACAACGGCGCUGCAACAUGAAUGGAUGGGACCCCUUCUUGGUCAGGUUACUCGAAUGACUCAUUUGCAGACCGCUGGGAUGAUGACUGGGCUCUCAAAGCAACUGAGAGGUGAUGGGUACACUUUAUUGUCCACCGUUAGCGAACAGGGCUAUGCAUCCUGGGACACUAACAAGCCAACAGCCCCAAAUGUCUCGCCCAAAAGGGCCAGCGAUGUCAACAUGAAGGGCCCCCCUCCCCCACUUCCACCGCGACCAUCACAGGUGAUCUAUUCGCGAUCGAACUCCGCGCCAACUGGAGAAGCAUCAAGUGUCUCCCAGAACAGCUUUAAAGCUCAGAGCGCGAGCAUGCCUUCCAGAAAAGACGUCCCUUUCAGAAAAUCUGUCCCUGCCAGGAAAGAGGUCGAAUCCCAAUCGAGCUUUACAUCAUCUGCCCCUUCAGUCUUUUCUGCCCCGGAACUACCGUCAACUUCAAGCACCCUAAAGUCCGUGAACGAGCAUUCCUUCGAUGGACUCCAGUAUCUCCAUGAUCAAGGAGUUAAGCUGGUGACUAGAAAGGAGUACAACAAGGCGGAGGCAAUGUUCCAUGAAGCGGCUGAGGGCCGCAAGGCGGCACUUGGACUGAACAAUACAGAAACGAUUGAAUCAUUUCAUCGCUUGGGGCAGGUUUACGGCAUGCAGCAGAGGUAUCAUGAAGCACGAGCCGUGGGGGAGCUCGUGGUGAGCGCAAAGCAGACGGUGUUUGGGCCAAAUCACCAGUCUACUCUGGAUUCACAGAGCUGGCUAGAUCUAAUGAUGAUGCUGCAAGCCAAUACUGCAGGUCAUGAUCCCACAGCAAAGUCAGAGCAAGCGGCCUCAAGCAGCUUUGUUGGAUCUUAUUCCUCCACGAGCUCACCGCCAGCAUCUUCAUACCAGGCACGAAGCCUUGAGAAAUCACCUGGGCAAGGGUCAAUCACUUCUCCCCAAUUAAGCCUGAACUCACUUGAUAACAGCGGGACGGCGUUUGAGGAUGGCCAGGGACUUUAUCAGAGAAAAGAAUACAAGCGAGCCAAAGCUCUCUUCACCAUUGCUGUUGUGGAAAGGCAACAGAGAUUCGGCAUGACACAUGAGCAUGGACUAGAAGCUACGUACUGGCUUGGACUUUGCCAGUUUGAGCUAAACCAGCUUGAUGAUGCGGAGGGUUCAUUCAGCCUCGCAAUGCACGGAUAUGAGAAAAUACUUGGUGCGGCUGAUCCACGAACAUUGCUCUCAGAGCACUGGCUAGGGCGUACCCAUUUCUCUCUAGAGAACUAUGAAACAGCAGAGGGUAUCUUCCGCCAUGGCUUCGAAACGGAGGACAGAGUCCAUGGACCACUCUCCCCGAGCACUCUUACUGCCGCAUUUUGGGUUGGAAGAGCGCUUUUCCAGAAGCAAAAAUACGAGGAAGCCAAGACCCUCUUCUCUCGCGCGUCCGACGGUUGGAAGAAAGUUGUUGGAUCAUCUUUUGAAGAAACUCUUAACGUUACCUUCUGGCUAGCUAAAACGCUCUUUGAGAAAGAGGAGUUAAAAGAGGCCGCAGAUCUUGCCCGCCAGAAUUUCAAUUCACAGAAGGCUACCCUUGGUCCUGACCAUGCCAGCACACUAGAAUCGUCCCACCUUCUUGCAAAGAUACUGAACGCUCAAGAGAAGCAGAAGGAUGCCCUUGAGAUUAUUCGACAGACUCUCAACGCACAAAAUGCUACGCUAGGACCAAACCAUGCAAGCACGUUAGAGUCGUCUUAUCUCCUCGCACAAAUUCUUUACGACAAGAAUGAGGACCAAGAGGCGGAAACAAUCAUACGACAAACUUGCAACGCGCAGACAGUUACCCUUGGACCAAAUCAUCCAAGCACAUUACAAUCAUCUAUCCUCCUUUCACAGAUAUUGUAUAUGAAGGAUGACUUCUAUGCAGCCGAGCAAAUGAUGCGCCAGACGAUCAAUGUGCAGAAAGUUACUCUUGGACCGAAUCAUCCGAGCACUUUGGAAUCAUCUCUCACGUUUGCAAAUAUGCUUGCCAUGGCUGGAAACGAUGACGAGGCCGAAGGAAUCAUCCGACAGUCAAUUGAGCAGCUGAGAAUUGCCCACGGGCCGAACUACAGCGGCACCUUAUAUGGAGAGUACCUUCUUGGGAAAUUGCUGCUCGAUAAGAAGCUUUUCAAUCAGGCCGAAGAAACUCUCCGUUCUACCUUUGAUAGAAUGAGCGAUACACUUGGCGAAAUGGAUCACAGAACAUUGCUGACAUCGUAUCUCCUUGGCCUGGCACUCUUGGGACUGGAAAUAUACCCAGAUGCCGAGUGGUUUCUUCGCCAGUCAUUCACAAGGCAGCAAAUUACUCUAGGCGAUCUUGAUGAUGCGACACUAGACACGGCACAGGCGCUAGGAAUUGCGCUUUACGAACUGGAUAACAACGAAGAAGCGGCAAGAAUCCUACGUCAGACAUAUGAAAGACAGCGAGUCACAUAUACGGACCUGGACUCCAAGAUUACGAAGACAUCUCGGUAUCUUGGCAUGGCCCUAUUCAACCUGAAGAACUAUAGUGACGCGGAACCAAUUUUGCGCCGCGCAUACGAAGAGUAUGAGGAGGAUGAAGACUCUUGGAAAUCAUCUCAAUGCUUAGGAAGGCUGCUCUAUGACCAGGGCAAGUAUGGGGAAGCAGAAGAGGUCUUGCAUCAAACGCUGUUCAUGCAAGAUGAAGGCGACGAGCCUGGAGAACAGGAUCUUGCCAGAGCCCGGACAAAGCAAUGGUUAGGUAAUACCUACCUAAAGUUGGAGAGCUAUGGCGAAGCAGAAGAUAUGUUGCAGAAAGCAAUCAAGGACUUCAAAGAGAUACUUGGUCCGACCAACCCUGACACCCUCUUGAGCCUGGAAAAAUAUGCAGAGGCUCUUCAUGCUCAAGAGAAAUACACAUUGGAAGAGCCCGUGCUGAAAGAAGUGUUGGAUGGUAUGGAUCCGUUCGAUCCACGCGCAGACUCCGUGAGCUCGAAAUUGGAGAUGCUGCAGGAAGCAAUACUGCCGUCGCUGCGAGAUCGAAAGUCAAAAAGCAGGGUGGACUUUUCAUCCUCAAGUCCCUACCGCGCGUCACAGCAGAAUUUCGGGGCGGGCUAUUCUCCUCCUUAUGGCGAGUCGGACUACUCUCUUCCAUGGGGUACAGAGUCGCGAACACACAUGAAGAAGCCGAGUCUAUGGAAGAGGCUCAAGAACCUAUGA